AUGGCAAUCCAAUACUCUCUCACUUUUGCAAUCUUGGUUACUGAGGCAGCUCUAUUUUGUCUCUUGGUGCUCCCUUUACCUGCAAAAUGGCGUAAACAUAUGCUACGACUCGUAUCCACAUCUCCAGCGCUUGACAAGGCGAUGUAUUCUCUCAAGGUCACAUUUGGGUUCAUCUUUUUGCUGUUUGUGGACGCCAUCAACAAGCUUUAUAGUAUCGAAGAGCGCCAUCCUGAAGGAGAAGAAAUGCAUGAUUAUACAUUUGAAGCCAAUUUGAAGGCCACCAAGUUUUAUGCCCAACGAAACCUUUACUUGACUGGAUUUACCUUGUUCCUUUCAUUUAUUCUGCAACGCACGAGUGCAUUGAUUUUCCAGGUGGUGCAACGAGAGGAAGAGCUUGAACGCGUGCAAAAUGAGACCCAUACAACCACAAAGAAGCAAAAGGAGAUUAUCGAUAAGGAAGCUGGAUACAAGAAACAAGUGGAUGUGCUAUCGACCGAGUUAAAGGAUCUCAAACAACAGCAACGCGAUUAUGAAACGCUCAAACUCCAAGUGGCACAACAAGAUGCUGAGUAUCAACGCCUAGCAGAUGAGCGUAAUGCUUUGGAACAACAUGAUGGCGCAAAAGUAGAGACACGCAAGGAUAUUUGA
Lichtheimia ornata is the source of this 648-nucleotide messenger RNA. RefSeq lists its product as uncharacterized. Bases 1 to 648 code for a protein of 215 amino acids. The transcript has 8 exons. The record is from RefSeq and is a predicted model, not a curated record. Gene Ontology annotation, cellular component: endoplasmic reticulum membrane; endoplasmic reticulum. NCBI's taxonomy places the organism in Eukaryota, Fungi, Mucoromycota, Mucoromycetes, Mucorales, Lichtheimiaceae. Gene Ontology annotation, biological process: endoplasmic reticulum to Golgi vesicle-mediated transport; intracellular protein transport.